AGACAGUUGUUAACGUACCUACUAGGUACACACAUAAAUAUACUAUUCCAUUAGUACAAUGUCUUGUGCCGUUUCCGUAAGUGGCGGAAUAUUUCGACAACUCUGAGCGCUUCGCCAGGAAUUUCAGUAUUUGUAAAACAAAAGUUAUAAGGAUUUUCGUGGUACUUGUUCUCUAAUCCCAUAGCUUAUUGUAUUAAAAGUACCUACAUACUUACGCCGGAUCAAAUUACAUCUCCCCACGCCCAUGAAAACACGUGGAAAACCCAUCAACUUACCGACGACGCCCCAUUCAGUGUACGGUGUUUGUUACUAACUAAUGGACCCUUUCUAUAACCUGCCAAUCAAAUCUUGUAUAAAAGGUAUAGGAAAAAUCUGUCUUCAUUCAGUUAUCCUGUGAAACCGGUGAGAAGCGGUCGCAGCCAUGUUAAGUGGAUCUCUAACAAUAGUCACAGCAUGUUCCAGUUUCUUACUCAUCAUCCAAAUAUUUACACCGAAAGUGGUAGCGAUGAGGAAAUUACCAGAUGCAGAUGAAUUUAUGAUCGAAAAUCAAAGAACUAGGACCCACACAAGGCAGAAUUAUGUAUUUCAGAGAGAUCGUGACGAGGAAAUGUCUGGUGGUAUGGAGAACACAGGACCUGCUUAUGUUACUGAACCGUUAGACCCUGAUCCAAACCCUGAAGAAUUGCCUGCUUUGAUAGUGGAUUAUGCAAAUAUGAUCAGAAAUGACAUUAUAUUAUUAGAUAAUUCCGUCGAAACCAGAACCAGGAAAAGAGGAAAUGUUAGGAGCAAAUAUGAUGACAGGGAAAUUAUGGGUCUACCGCCGUGCAGUUGCGAGUCUCACAGUAAAGAAAUAAACCUCAUAGAAAAAUAUGGAACUAGCGUAUAUCCUUCGACUCUGAAGACAACGCAAUGCAACGACACUAUGUGUUCAACUGGCUACCGUUGCAAACGAACCUACUACAAUGUAAUUGUUUUGAAAAAAAAGACAAGAUCAAAUGAGAAGGGUGAUGACAAGCUCCCGGAUGAUUUCACCCUCUGGGUUGCGCUCAAAGAGAAAAUCACUACUGGCUGCUCCUGUAUUGUUGGAGGCUCCGAACUUAAUUAAGCAAUUAGUUUUUAUCAAUUAUGUAUUGUGCUCUAUUUAUUGUGUAUUAUA
Molecule: messenger RNA, 1156 nt
Organism: Hyposmocoma kahamanoa
Lineage: Eukaryota; Metazoa; Arthropoda; Insecta; Lepidoptera; Cosmopterigidae
Gene: PTTH
Product: prothoracicotropic hormone-like
Exons: 6
Coding region: 422-1105 (227 amino acids)
Source: RefSeq, a predicted model, not a curated record